AUGGCAACUAUUUAUGAUUGGUACAGCGAUCUCAUGAAUAACAAAAGUGAUCCUCGUGUCAAAGACUGGCCGAUGGCGUCUUCGCCGUGGCCUACACUGGCUGCUUGCUUAUGUUUUGCGUACUUCUCGAAGGAAUUAGGCCCACGACUAAUGGCGAACCGCAAACCCUUCGAGCUACGAAACGUACUAGUCGUCUAUAAUCUUGCACAAACGUUAUUCAGCGCGUGGAUAUUCUAUGAGUACCUGAUGAGCGGCUGGUGGGGUCAUUACAACUUUACGUGCCAGCUAGUCGACUAUUCGCGGAGUCCGAUGGCUAUGAGGAUGGCGAAUACGUGUUGGUGGUAUUACUUCAGCAAGUUUACGGAAUUCGCGGACACGCUUUUCUUCGUGCUGCGUAAGAAAAACGAGCACGUGUCUAACCUCCACGUUAUACACCACGGGAUAAUGCCUAUGUCGGUUUGGUUUGGACUUAAAUUUGCACCAGGUGGUCAUAGCACGUUCUUCGCGCUACUUAACACUUUUGUGCACAUCGUGAUGUACUUCUACUACAUGGUAUCUGCAAUGGGCCCCAAAUAUCAAAAGUACAUUUGGUGGAAGAAAUAUCUUACAGCUUUCCAGAUGGUUCAGUUCGUGCUUAUCUUCACCCACCAGCUGCAAGUAUUAUUCCGUCCGUCGUGCGAGUAUCCCCGCGUCUUCGUCUACUGGAUUGCGAUGCACGGAUUCUUAUUCCUCUUCCUAUUCAGCGAUUUCUACAAGGCUAGGUACUCAAAGUCCAAGGGAAAGGCCCUGAAGAAUGGACUUUGUAUGACGGUUAUGGACGACAGCAGCACCGCUCUAAACGGCAAGAACGGCUACAAGCAAGAGGUGGACUCCGAGGUGCCCAACUCGUACGCGUCGUCAGGAGCCGAUGCGUUUGUGCGUAGGCGGCCAGUUUCAUAG
Arctia plantaginis is the source of this 939-nucleotide messenger RNA. The record is from the annotation of a GenBank genome assembly. Lineage: Eukaryota; Metazoa; Arthropoda; Insecta; Lepidoptera; Erebidae.